AUGAGCUGCUCCAACGGUGGCAUGAAAGAACUUGCCCUCCGCCUCCGUGACGGUCAGAUGCUAUGCCGACUCGUCAACAAAGUCGAAGAAGGUGCCGUCCCCGAGAAGAACAUUAUGGCACCCUCCAUCAAUUCUGAAUUUGCCUGCGAAAAAAACAUCUGCGCCUUCUUCACGGCGUGCAAGGACAAAUUCUACCUGGACAGCUCCGAAUUUUUUGACCCUCCCGAUUUAUUUCUGUGCCAUGAUUUUGCAAAGGUACUUACGACGUUAUCUGCAUUAUCACAUUCCAAGAAAAUGAUCGAACAAGGGAUCGAUCCAUUCCCUCCACGCAUUAAUGGCUACUCACCUGGCCGUGCCCAAGGCGUACCUGUUGAAGAAGAAGAGAUCUACAGAUCGCUAGGGGAAAAUGUUAUUUACCAUCCUGAUAUGGAGCUCAGACCCGUUGAUUCCGGAUACAAAACCGAGGACAACCACAAAAUCUACGAUACCAUCGUGCAACGAAGAGACUCGCAAAAAUUCGAGCCUGAAGAUGUCUUCUCUAGCUUCAAGCCUAUUGAUGACCGCGGGAAUGCCAUUAAAGAAUUGGUGGAUACCGAACAAAACUAUUUGAAAAAGUCCCUUGACAACCUCGUUAACAAAAUUAUGUCCCCACUACAGCGGAUCUUGAGCGAGGACGAUUAUAAAAGAAUUUUCAUGAAUUUGCCGGAAAUCUGGCGGAAUCAACAUGAAUUCUACAAGGCAUUGCGUGUGGUGGCACUCCAGGAUUUGGGGCUAGAGAAGCCGUCCGGUUCCCAUAUUGGAGAUGUGUUUUGCGAAUUCCAAGAAAAAUUUGUUGCAUACGGCCACUAUUCGACGUAUUUGGAUGAAGCCACCGACAGGAUUCAAGAGCUGAAGAAAGACGAUGCUUUCACCUACUCCAAGAUUACCGAAUGCGUUCGAAGCGCCGGGCAAAAUCAAUUCCCCCUCAACGAACUGCUCGUCGUCCCACUACAAAGAAUCCUAAAAUACGGCCUCCUGCUUUCCCGAAUCCGGGACAAUACUCGGGACAUGGCUGAACAUAGCUCCCUAGGAGCAGCUAUGGAAGCAUUUAAAGAUCUAAGCGAGUGUCUGAACGAAAUGAAGAGGGAUUAUGAAAUGCAAAGAGAAACAAUGGAACUGCAGGAGAGCAUUAUCAACCUCAGCAUGCCUGGAGAUACGACGCUUGUUGAUUACGGUCGAAUGUUGCAGAAUCAAACUGUGCAGUUAAGCGAGGUCACAAAGGAAAACAAUAACCCCACCAAAACCAAGACCCGACACGCUUUCCUCUUCGACAAAGUCUUAGUGAUUUGUAAAUCCAAUGGAGCCAGGGCAGCUACGUACACCUACAAAACUGCGUACGUCGUCUCCGACCUAAGAAUGGAUCUCGAGACCCCGUUGAACGAUGAGAAACGGGGAACUUUCUCGAAGAAGUUAAAUACCUUGUUUUGGUUGACGCUUGUUAGGGAUGGUGCGAGACUCGAUAAGCCGGAUGAAGUUCGGACAAUUAACAUUUCGUUCAAAGACCGGAAGCAGUUGGAUCAAUGGGCGAAUGCAUUCGAAAAGGCCAAAAACAACAUCCAUCCCAAAGAAGCCAUCACCACCGGCCACAACGUCAAGCUAACAACCCUGCCACCAGAUCGUGCCCACAACUGCUCUGUCUGCCGAAAAUUACUGAAAGGGUUAUACCUCCAAGGCUAUAACUGCAGCGCCUGCGACCAAAUCAUGCAUUUGGAGUGCAUUUCCCUGCAAAAAUGUCCCGGCCCAAGGCGACGGCGUUCAGCUGGGAUGUCUAUUGCUAGGAAAAGCAGUACCGGAUCGAUAUCACCUGGGGAUCAUGUCAUUGCGACGUGCUCGAGUACGGAAAUCGGAUGGGCUCCCUAUGCAAAAGAUGAUAUUAUUAUUGUGCAGGAGUUGUUGAGUGAGAACAGCUUUAUUGGCACCAUUCAACGAGAAGGCGGCCACGCUGGCAAAGUCAAAAUCCAAGACGUCAGACGAAUCAACUGGGGUACCCCAACGGAUUCACCAAUCGGAAGUGGAAAGCCGAUACGUUUGGGCCGAAAAACAACUACCCUCCUACCAGCGAGAGCUGAUAUACCACCACAAACGCCAACGGAUAUGAAUGAUUAUGUAAAUACCGAUAUCAGCCAACAUCAAUGGUAUCACGGGAAUAUGGAGCGACCUAUGGCAGAAAAGUGUCUGAAGGGAACUCCAUGUGGUACCUUCUUGGUUCGCUUCAGCCCGACGAGGAACAGUUGCGUAGUCAGCGUUUCAUGUGACAACGAUGUAAAACAUAUGGUAAUCGAACACAAAAACAGCAACUAUUACCUUGACGAGGGAUACAUGUUUGACACUAUUGUGCAACUGGUCGAAUACUACAACAAAAAUAACCUCAUCGAGAGUUUUGCGACGUUGAAUACAACUCUAAAGUCGCCCUAUAAUGAGCAAAAGCUUUUCAAAGUUAUCCAUGACUUUGAAUCGGAUGAUGUCACCGGGAAAUUCCUCGAACUGCACAAGGGUGAUAUUGUAUACCUUUUGGAUACGGUAGGCCAAGACCGCGGAUGGUGGAAGGGCCGAAUUGGAAAUAAGAGUGGCUUCUUCCCAUUGACGUACGUCGUGAAAAUCACUGACGAAAAUGAUUCGUCU
Molecule: messenger RNA, 2661 nt
Organism: Mesorhabditis spiculigera
Lineage: Eukaryota; Metazoa; Nematoda; Chromadorea; Rhabditida; Rhabditidae
Source: the annotation of a GenBank genome assembly